Bicyclus anynana (squinting bush brown) is the source of this 4003-nucleotide messenger RNA. It is a transcript of the gene Trp1, whose product is annotated as translocation protein SEC62. The transcript has 8 exons. Lineage: Eukaryota; Metazoa; Arthropoda; Insecta; Lepidoptera; Nymphalidae. Gene Ontology annotation, cellular component: endoplasmic reticulum; endoplasmic reticulum membrane. The coding region runs from base 125 to 1306 and encodes 393 amino acids. Gene Ontology annotation, biological process: post-translational protein targeting to membrane, translocation. The record is from RefSeq and is a predicted model, not a curated record.
UUGCAAGCUGGCAAUACGGCUAAUACAAUGCGUCACUUAAAAAUCUGAAAGAAAAGGAACACGAAGAAAUAUUCGAGAUUUCAGUGAACAACAAAAAUCGCUACGUUGACAAUUUUUUAAUAGGAUGGCAGACAAAAGGAAGGCUAAAAAACGAAAAGAGGAGUUCGGUGAACCAGCGGAGUCGGAAAAGCCGACAAGCGAGGAGUACGCGGUAGCAAAGUGGCUGAAAGCAAACGUCCCCACCAAGAAGACAAAGUUCCUUAAUCACCAUGUAGAGUAUUUUACAGGUACAAAGGCAGUGGACGCGCUCCUCACAUCAAAAUGGGCGACGGGGAAGAACCCGAUAUUCUCGACGCGCCAUGACGUCACCGACUACUUACACAAAAUGCUUUUGCACAAACUCUUCCAUAGGGCUAAGAAGGUACCAGUAAGUGAACAAGAGUUAAAAGGGAAAUCAAAGAAGAAAGACGCAGAGAAAUCGAGCAAGAGUGGAGAUGAAAAAGAUGAAAGCAAAGCUUUAAGCGCUAGUGAGAGCAAGGACACUAAAGAAGGUAAAGAUAAAGAAAAGGAGAAGGAGAAAGAAAAGAAGAAACGCAAAAUUCGACUGGAGAUGCACAUGGAACAGAUGUUCCUCGAUAGUCUAGACGCAUACGUGUGGAUAUACGACCCCAUGCCGUGGUACUAUUGGCUGUGCGGCGCCUUGGUCGUGUUCGGCACUAUUGGUGUCUGCAUGUUCCCACUUUGGCCUGCCACUGUAAGGAAAGGCGUGUAUUACCUAAGUAUCGCGGCGGCGGCGUUCCUCGUACUCAUCAUAGCGCUGGCCGUGCUCCGCGUGGUGGUGUUCUGUCUGGUGUGGCUGCUCACGCUGUCCCGCCACCAUCUGUGGCUGCUGCCCAACCUGACAGAGGACGUCGGCUUCUUCGCGUCCUUCUGGCCUCUGUAUAAGUACGAAUACCGCGGUCCCGGCGCCGACAGCGACAAGGCGUCUAAAAGUAAGAAGAAACGCAAGAAAGACAAACACUCGGACGAAGAGGACGAAAAGACUCCUCUAGUGCAGGCGGAGCCGACGGAGAGCACUAGUACAGAAGCCACAUCUGUGCAGGAUGACGCUGUUGAUACUAAAGAUGAAACAACAGAGCCAUCACCAAGUGCUGACAAGUUGUCAGAAUCAGAGUCAGAGAACAGUCAGCGGUCAUCAACGGACCGGGACUUUGAGAUAGUCGAACCAGGAGACGUUGAGGGGUCUGACUCCAAGGAGGGGUCGGACACAAAGGAGGAACCGGAUCCCAAAGGUAGCAAUACUUAGAUCUAGAUAUUACUGUUAGGUUGGCAAUAUGUAAACUCGGGGAUGGGUGGAUUAAAUUAUUUGUUUUUUGACAAAAAACUGAUUUUAAUCAAGGCAAAUACACUUAGCCCUUUCAAUGGUUUGUAAUGUUUGUUUAUAUUAAAACCCUUAUUAUAAAAAAGCGGAAUUAUAAAUUUCUUUGUUUAUUUAUAGCCGCAAUAGCUCAACGGUAAGAGCGGUCGGACUCAUCACCGACGGGUGGUGGUUCGAUCCCCGCUCCGUUGGUUUAUUGUCGUACCCACUCCUAACAGUCUUUCCCGACUAGUUGGAGAGGAAUGGGAAUAUUGGUCAUAUUAAAAAAAAAUAUGGCAAAUAUUCUUUAAAAAAAAAUAUAUUGAUGAAUUUUUUUUUCUGGUCCACGGUUACUUAUAUUUCGACGUCAAUGGUUGAUAUGACUUGUGUUCGAAUUUAUUUCUUUCAAUAGUUUUUUUGUUUUUUUUUUAAUAUUAUAUCAAAAAAAAUUAAUUACCCUUUUUCCUCUGUCUUAUGAUAACUGAAGUCUAAUAUAAAUUAUUAAAAUUAAUUGUGCAUUUAUAUUUGUAUAAAAAAUUGGUUACCUUUGGAUAUAUUAUGUUGAGUAUAUUGAAUAUAUCAGUUAUUAUAUAUUUAUAUAUUAUAACCUGUCCCCAAGAGUGAUAUAGAUCAGUUGUUAGGUUACACAAAAUAGCGAAUUUUCAAGUAUUUCAACAAAAAUUGCUUAAUCUUGGGACAUUUGAAAAUUAGAACUUUUUUAUUUAGGUACUUGAAAAACGAAAAUUGCACUAAAAUUUAGGUAUAUAAUUGACCGCAACUUCCAACGUGUAUCCACUAUAUUAUACCACGUGCGAAUUAGCAUGGUGCGGGUGACAGUUUUAGUAACGUUUCGUUUCACUCUUGUAAGUUCUCUCAAACAAAUAGAGGUUAAAUUCGACACUCACCAUUUGAAUGAUCCCCUCGGGGUACCCCUACAACGUGUUUGAAUUCCACUGUUAGUACAAUUUUCUAAUGUCCCAAAUUAAGUAAUAGAUUAUUAUCUAAUAUAUAGAUAAAUAUAAGUGAUUUUUUUAUAGAUACAAAUUAAUGUGUUUAUGCAUUUUUUUUAUCAUCAUAAUGAAAUUAUACUGUUUAUAUUCGUUUUGUGAUUCAAUGUUUUGGUGCUGCUUUUAAAUUUGUACGUUUUAAUGUAAUUAUUGGGUAUGAUUGCAUUUUAUUUACGCGUAUAACAUACAAAAUGUAUGUGAUAAAGCUGAACGCUCACUUAACAGUUUCGCACAAAAUGCAGUGCGUCUAUGGCACUAAUUUUGUAUAUAAAUAUAAAAAAGAUCUAUCAAUAAAUUAUAUUUCAUCAUUUUUCUACAUAAAUAAGCGACAUUUUUUGAUCAUCGCCAAACAUUUCUGCUUAGAGUUUAAUCUACAAAUAAAUUAACAUAUUGGUGCUAAUUUAUUUGAAUUUAUUUGUAUGCAAACUUACUAGUACGCAUUAAUAACAAAAAUAGUUGAAAAUUAAAAACUUGUCUUUUGACUGGUACCUUGGCAACGCUUUAAUGUCAAUUAAGUUUUUGUUUAGAUUCUUCAAAAGAAUAAUGCAUUCUGCAAAUGUGCCGAAAAAAUUGUGGUAAAAAUAAUAAGAUAUUAAUUUUCUGUUUAGUGAGCGUUUAGCUUAAAAAAAAUUGUGUGCAUUUCUUUAUUUAAAAGGGGGGUAGAUAUAUUAUGUAUAGGUAUGUAAUAAUGCUAAAAACGUGCAAGUAUUUUAUUAUUAUCAACGUUCAUAAUAACAAGUGAUUAAAAUGAAAAUUGUAUAUUUUAUUUUAUUUCAAAGUUUAUUCAUUAAUUUUCAAGAUCCGUCGGCUUGUCAAUUAUACGUGUCAUGCCAUUUUGACAGGUCACUUUUGACAUUUGGUUGUUUUUAUUUUGUAUUUCAUAAAAGUUUUAUGUUUAUAUCUAUAUUCGACUGUCUGUCUUUACAUGUCAAAAGUGUCCUAUUGAAAAGCAUAUUUUGUAGAAUUUAAAUUUUAGGUUUGAUAUUGUAUUGUACCUGUCUAUUUUGAAUAUACGAAGAAUGGAUUUUGGUAAAAUCGAGACAGUGAAAGCAUAAUAAUUUAUUUCAUUGAUUGAUUCAUCAUAAAAGUGGAUAAUAUUUUAUAGUGAAUCUAUUUGUUUCAAAUGACAUUUAGUGUACUCCAUGAAGUAUAUAGGGCACUAUAAUAUAAAGGUAUACACUAUACACCCACAAACCCGAUUCAAUAUUGAUUUAUUUAUCGGAAAGGUGAAUGCACACCGGCCAACACAACGUCGAUAAUAGAUGAUAAUUUAAGGUGGUAAAUACUAUAAUUAGUCCAUAAUUGUAUAUUUAUUAUUAUAUUUAUUUUCAUACAUUUUAACAGUCCGUUAAAUAUACGCAUUAGUUCUGCAUAUUAUGCUUAAAAUAUGAUACAAUAACUUAUUGAAUUAAUGAAUAAAUUUUGACUAAUUUAAUUUAUUCACUUAUUCAACAACUUAUUGUAUUAUUUGCAUUGUUAUUUAUUGUCCGUCUCGAUAUGUCUCGAUGUACCAAUUUCCAUGACAAGUACUUUUUAUUUUUGUAAAUAUUUCUCUCGUUUUCCAGAUCUAAUCAAUGUUAAAUGACGAAUUGUAUUCAUGAAAUUGACUUCCGUUAAUUCAAUAAAACGAUAUACUCUA